AUGAUGAUCGCCGAGACGGAGGUGGUGGCACUGCUGAUGGCCCACGAGGCGUCGGUGAACCUGGCCGACCACCGCGGCUCGACGCCGCUCCACCUGGCCGCCUGGACCGGCAACGUGGAGGUGGUGCGCACGCUCAUCACGCACGGACCAGGCAUCGCCAACGUCGACUGCGUGAACAAGGACCACGAGACGCCGCUGCACUCGGCCUGCCAGUACGGCCACACGCCGGUGGUGCGGCUGCUGCUGGAGCACUGCUGCGACGCGGCCGUGCCCAACUGCCGCGGCGAGACGCCGCUCGACCUGGCCGCCCAGUACGGCCGGCUGGAGGCCGUCGAGCUGCUGGUGCGCGUGCGACACUCGCUGCUGGAGCCGUACCGGCCGGGCACCGCGGCCGGCGACGACCGGCUGCCGCACACGCCGCUCCACUCAGCCGCCAUGAACGGCCACAGGCUGAGCCGGCGCCAGGCGCCACUCUGGCUGGCGGCCACGCGCGAGGCGAGGUUCGUGCUGACACCGUGA
Messenger RNA from Pollicipes pollicipes, 519 nucleotides. RefSeq names its product ankyrin repeat and SAM domain-containing protein 1A-like. Gene Ontology annotation, cellular component: cytosol. Bases 1 to 519 code for a protein of 172 amino acids. The transcript is spliced from 4 exons. Gene Ontology annotation, molecular function: protein binding. Lineage: Eukaryota; Metazoa; Arthropoda; Thecostraca; Pollicipedomorpha; Pollicipedidae. The record is from RefSeq and is a predicted model, not a curated record.